AUGAUGUUUAAAAAACUCAUUAGAGCUGAACUUAAUUUCAAUCGUAUUUUUGCCCGAGGUUUGGGCACUAAACUGUCAUGGGACAUCGUAACAGGAGUCUGCAUUGAAAGGUUACCAGUGGUCACUCCACCAUUAAGUGAAAUUCAGAAUAAAUACAAAGACCUGCUGUAUACCCUAGAAGUGGAAAAGAGCAUGAAGUCCCAACAUGAAAUAAGACAUGAAAGUGAUAAAGUGCAGGCGGAACUUCUCAAGAAUGAGUCAGUUGAUGUAGAUUUAGAUGCAGUAAGUAAAAUUACCGCACAGGACUUUGAGGAUGCUUCCAAUGAAGAAUUUAACAAAUUCAAAUUUGCAGAUAUUGAGACAGAUGCUGACAAAAAAGGUGACAAAACCUCGACAGAGAGAUGUCUUCAAAAGCACUUGGUAAUGGUUACUCCAAUAAAACUGGGCUCUGAUUUAAAGACAUUGCUACCUCAAGGUUUGUGGAAAGAAGGAGAGACUUUAAGACAGACUGCAGAAAGAGUUGUACAAGAGCAAUGUGGGCCUGAAUUAAAAGUGCAAUUUGUAUCAAAUGCGCCAUGUGGAUUUUAUAAGUAUAAAUAUCCGUCUGAAGUCAAUGGAAAAGUAGGAGCUAAGGUAUUCUUCUAUUAUGCAAACUACAAAAGUGGUGCUCCUAAGACGAAAUCAAACUGGCUCACUAGGAAUGAACUCAAAGAUAUAUUGCCCGACAAAUACAACAAGUCUGUCAACGAGUUCCUAAUAGAAGAAACAUACUGA
Arctia plantaginis is the source of this 774-nucleotide messenger RNA. NCBI's taxonomy places the organism in Eukaryota, Metazoa, Arthropoda, Insecta, Lepidoptera, Erebidae. The record is from the annotation of a GenBank genome assembly.